Molecule: messenger RNA, 5535 nt
Organism: Melanotaenia boesemani (Boeseman's rainbowfish)
Lineage: Eukaryota; Metazoa; Chordata; Actinopteri; Atheriniformes; Melanotaeniidae
Gene: pld1b
Product: phospholipase D1b
Exons: 27
Coding region: 214-3333 (1039 amino acids)
Biological process (GO): cell motility; phosphatidic acid biosynthetic process; regulation of microvillus assembly
Molecular function (GO): phosphatidylinositol binding; D-type glycerophospholipase activity
Source: RefSeq, a predicted model, not a curated record
UGCAUGCAUGUGUGCUAGAGAUCGGCCAGACAGUGUGAAGAGAUUUAAAGAGAGGCUGCAGAGAAGGAGAGCAGCAGCUUGUUCACCUCAGAGGAAAUUUGCUUUCUGAUAGCUGACAGAAUAUAAAGACAUAAUGAGGUUGAUGAAGAUGCCCUGUGUGCCUCUGCUUCGGCAUGCUCAGUUGAGCCCAGGGCUCCACAUCAAGUGUUAGCCAUGCUGCGGCAGUCCGAGCCCACCUCCAGCACCCUGCAGCUGGUAGCCAAUGACAUGACGGGCAUCAUGGAGAAGCUGGACACCCGUGAGCUUGACCUUGGUGAUGGCGAAUAUGACACAACAGACAUCAACAUCCCUGCUGAGCAGCUGCCCUUCACUUGUAUUUACCACACGGUGGGUUUCAGAGAAGCUGAGGCCAAAGUCUUUCUGUCUUCUCCGAUCACCGCCAAAGUUCUGGAAGUGGAGCGCUUUACCUCGGCUCAGGACCGAUUCAACGUCACCGCACAGAGAAGCGUCAACAAGUCUAUGCCAGCUGUGUAUAAGAUAGAGUUAAAACAUGGGGAUUUUACAUGGCUGGUGAAGAGGAAGGAGAAACACUUCAUCGAGCUCCACAAAGAGCUGAGGACCUACAAGACCUUCAUGAGGCUGCCGCUGCCAACACGCAGUCACACGAUUAAGAGGAAGUCAGCAACAAUGCAUGAGGUGAGGCAGAUGCCAAACCUCCCAAGAGGAGGUGGGGAGGAUCUGGGUAGAGAGGAGCAAGUUUCCAGCCGCAGGAAACAACUGGAGGAUUACCUGAAUAAUCUGCUAAAAAUGCAGAUGUACAGGAACUACCAUGCAACAAUGGAGUUCAUAGAUGUUAGUCAGCUGUCUUUCAUCCAUGACCUGGGACCAAAAGGACUAGAAGGAAUGGUACUGAAGCGUUCUGGUGGUCAUCGGAUUCCUGGAAUCAACUGCUGUGGUCACAGCAAAAUGUGUUACCGCUGGUCCAAACGCUGGCUGGUGGUGAAGGACUCGUUCCUGCUGUACAUGAAGACAGACUCUGGUGCCAUUUCCUUUGUGAUGCUGUUCGACAAAGAAUUCGGUAUAAAGAUGGACUCAAAAGACACAGAAACCAAACAUGGCCUCCGUGUUGACAGUCUCUCCAGGUCAUUGGUGCUGAAGUGCAGCAGCUACAGACAUGCUCGCUGGUGGGGCCAGGCUAUUGAAGACUUCGCCCGGAAGCACGGCUCGGCCUUUCUCAAAAACCACCGCUUCGGAUCUUUCGCCAGAGAAGAAGAGAACAUCCCUGCCAAAUGGUACGUGAACGGCAAAACAUACAUGGAAGAUGUAGCUGACGCCCUUGAAGAGGCCAAAGAGGAAAUCUUCAUAACAGACUGGUGGUUGAGUCCAGAAAUCUUCCUGAAGAGGCCAGUUGUUGAAGGAAACAGAUGGCGCCUUGACUGCAUCCUGAAACGAAAAGCGCAACAAGGCGUGCGGAUCUUUGUGAUGCUGUACAAAGAGGUGGAGUUAGCUCUGGGUAUCAACUCAGGAUACAGCAAGCGAACACUGCUGCAGCUUCACCCCAACAUCAAGGUGAUGCGCCACCCGGACCACGUCUCCUCCGCUGUCUAUUUGUGGGCCCAUCACGAGAAAAUCGUUGUCAUCGACCAGUCGGUGGCCUUCGUGGGUGGGAUUGACUUGGCAUACGGGCGCUGGGAUGAUAAGGAGCACCGGCUGACGGAUGUCGGGAGCGUGACUCUUUCUCACUUGGAGCAGGCUAGAGCUACACCCUCCAGUGCGGCUGCUCCAGCCAGCAGCAGCGGCGGUGUUUCCCAGAGCAAUGGGAAGGGGAAGGGUGUUUUCACUGUGGCGGACUCUGUGGAUCAGCCCAAGCUGAAGGGUCAGGGGAGGAGGAGGACCAUGUUCAGCAUCAGGAAGAAACUGCAGAAACAUGGGAUCGGCCAUUUUGACAGCGACAGUGAUGCAGAGGAGGAAGAGAGAAGCAGUUCUGUGCGAAGUCUAAAAACAGGUGUUGGAGAGCUGUUUGGAAAUGCCCGAUUCUGGCACGGGAAAGACUACUGCAACUUUGUGCACAAGGACUGGAUUCAACUAGACAAACCUUUUGAUGAUUUCAUAGACAGGCACACAACUCCCAGAAUGCCUUGGCACGACAUUGCCUCAGUAGUUCAUGGGAAUGCAGCUCGGGAUGUGGCCAGACACUUCAUCCAGCGGUGGAAUUUCACCAAGCUUGUGAAGCCAAAGUACCGAUCUCUGUCAUAUCCAUAUCUGCUGCCAAAGUCUCACACCACCGCCGGAGAGCGGCAUUACCAAGUCCCCAACUGCAUCACCGCAAAAGUACAGAUCCUCCGUUCUGCCUCUGACUGGUCGGCUGGUAUCAAAUACCACGAGGAGUCCAUCCACAACGCUUACGUCCGCACCAUCGAAAACAGCCAGCACUUCAUCUACAUAGAGAAUCAGUUCUUCAUCAGCUGUGCAGACAACAAGCAUGUUUUCAAUAAGAUAGGAGAUGCUAUUGCAGAGCGCAUCAUCAGAGCUUACAGGGAAGGUAAAAAGUACCGCGUUUAUGUGGUGACCCCUCUGCUGCCAGGCUUCGAAGGAGACAUCAACACUGGAGGAGGCAGCGCCAUCCAGGCUGUCAUGCACUUCAACUACAGGACCAUGAACAGAGGAGAUUACUCCAUUAUUUCCCAGCUCAAGAGAGAGAUGGGAGACCAGUGGAUGAACUACAUCUCCAUCGCUGGUCUGAGGACUCAUGCUGAUCUGGAGGGGAAGCUGGUCUCCGAGCUCAUCUACGUGCACAGCAAGAUGCUCAUCGUCGACGACAGAAGCGUCAUUAUCGGCUCUGCCAACAUCAACGACCGCAGCAUGCUGGGAAAGAGGGACAGCGAGGUGGCGGUGCUCGUGGAGGACUCGGAAAUGGUGAACUCCACGAUGGACGGGCAGCUGUACCAGGCUGGAAAGUUCGCUCUGCAGCUGCGUCUUGAGUGCUUCAAGAUGAUUCUCGGUGCUAACACCGAUCCCUCCAUUGAUGUUCUGGAUCCCAUCAGUGAUCGGUUCUACAAGGAGAUCUGGAUGGCCACCAGUGCCCGAAACGCCACCAUCUAUCAGAAGGUUUUCCGCUGUCUCCCAUCUAGUGAUGUCCGUAACAUCAUGGAGCUGGAUGGCUACCUAGCCCAACAGGGCCUGGACAAAGAAGACCCAGAUCGGGCUCGCGAGGAGCUUAAGAAGAUCCGCGGCUUCGUGGUUCAGUUUCCUCUUCAGUUCCUGUCCGAGCAGAACCUGCUUCCUCCCAUUGGCUCCAAGGAGGCCAUGGUGCCCAUGGAGGUCUGGACCUGAGGAGGUAAAAUCGACUCCAGCAUGGCGUCAGCUGUGAUGCAUCAUCUGUGCAUGUGAGGAACAUUAAACCUGCACGGAAGCACAUAAAGACAACACCUUCUCAGACCUGAGAUGUACAUGCAGGCAGCACAGGUGUGUGUUCAAGGCACGAUGAAGGGUCGACCAGCAGACGCAGUGUUCAGCUCGGUGCCUGAAAACCUGGACCUCACGUUUACAAGAAGGAAAUGGAGGCCUCCUGUCCCUCACCACCAAGCUAUUACUGUUUAAUCUCAGCAUGCUCCUUCGUUCUCUAACAACACUAUGCAACAUCAGGGGCAGGAGGGCCCAGCUUUGAAAAGACACUAAAAUGAUUAAAAACAGUAGAGGAUGAAGACCUGGAUCAAGAUCUUUUUAUCUGUCAUAUCUGUAUUUUUAAUAUUUACGUCAGAUAGGACAUUACAAGUGCCAAAAUUCAUUUACAUUCCUCAUACUGUAUUUUCUAUGUUAGACCUUAAAUGACCUGUUUCUACACUGUGAUCUGUCUCGGAAGUUCCUGGUACAUUUAUUUUACAAGUUUAUUCAUUUUUCAGAAAGACCUGCAGUAAUCUGGUACUGGUGAUGGUUUUUUCCUCCAAAAUAACUUGAUCUGUACAUGAGAAAAUAUUAAUUAAUCAGGCAUAAUCAGAAAACAUUAUUUAACAUAAAAAAAUUAUUUUUGCCUUUAAGACCAGUCUAUUUUUUCUUCAGGAAACUAUUGGGAAGUAAUGAUUCAUAUUAGCCUUUUUUUAACUAAAGGACCAUCAGAUUUAUACAUAAGUUAAUUUCAGUGCUUCGUUUCCAUUUAGUGUCAGAAAGUGGACAUUUUUGUGGACAUUCAACUCCGUGUUUAGUGAAAUUAGUUUGUCCAUUAAAGUGGCAGUUCUUCUCUUUUAAGCUACAGUGAGUGCUUUUGGCCUCUAGGGGGCAGCAGAAGAAAAACACAUUUGAUGUUAUUGCUUCAUAUUGUGGCUAUGGUGGAUGCCUUGGAGGCUGUUUACUAUUUACACAAGCAGAAACAUCCUGGAUUUUUUUUUUUUUUUUUUUUUUUUUGUAGCCACCAAAUUCAUUAGAGAAAAGAUGUGGACAGAAUGAGAUUCUUGUCUUUGAGCUGCUCUGUUAAGUUUCUGAUUUUUUUCUUUUAAAUGUUCAUUCUUCAUCUGUAAGCUGUUCCCAACCAUCAAACCUAAAUUAAAAAAGAUUAAAUUAGCUAAUACAUAGGAACUUUUCCUACUUUUAGUUUUGGCAUCCACUUGUUAUAGCAACAUCCAAUCAAAUCCACUCUUUCAGAAACUUUUUUUUUGGCUUUUAGAAGCCAGUGAACACCACCUGCUCAACUGCAGCUACAAAGCUGCAACAAAAGCAGCUACUAAGGUUAAAGAUUUUCUCAGAAUCCAAAGUUAAUGAAUAUUUGACUGAUUCUGGGCAAAAACAUAAUGUCUCUGUUGGUAAAUUUGCUUUUUGUCUGCUGGGCAUAUAUCCAGUAAACAAGGAACGCUUGAGUUGUCAUUUGUUUCUGCUGCCCCCUAGUGGCAAAAAAGGAAACAUCUCGCUCCAAGUAAAGGGUGUUUUCAUUAUUUUGCUCUUGGAUAUUCAAAUUUAAGAUACAUUUUUAUUAUUUUUCUGAGAUUUCCCAAAUGCAGCAUCAAUAUUUCUCACUGUUGUCCUUGUUGGUCUCUACCUUUUCUGCAUGACGAUGCAAAUUUGACUUAAAAACUGUCGCUGACAUAAUGACAGCAGCUUGUUGCCAUUAAGGAUUACAGGAAAGCAUGAAUCCUGCAAGGUGGAUGGUUUCCUCUUAAAGCCAUUGUUGAUGAUUAACUGUGUGCCUGUCUGAAACUUUACUGUCUAUUUAAGGAAAAUGGGACCUUUAAUGUGCUUUUUUUGGCUUUUUUUUUUUUACUCUUCCUCUCUACCUCUCUGUCUUUCUACCUCCUUCUCUAGUGCUUCUCAGCAGAUCAUGUAUAGUCUUAAUCCUGCAUCUUUACAGCUGUAAAAGCAAAUUAACAAAAUUAAGCGUAAAAACGUGAAUUGUGUGGCACUCAACUUCAGCUGCUGUGUAAGAAAAUGCACUAUUUGCACAGACUGUUGUUUUCUUCUGGUAACUCCUUACAGAUGAUCUGCAGCACCAUGUCCUGUUGCUUUUGUGAAAUGAUGGAUUAAAUAAAUAAGUUGUUAAUGCCUUUA